GUACCGAUAUAUAGCCGUGUGACCAUGAGUGUAACUGUGUAGGGGAGGUGCACAGUUCUGAUGCAAGUUGAGAAAGGUUUGUCACAGCUGAUCUCAUAACGUUUUAAAAUGAGCUCUUCUGACAUGAAGAUCAUUACUGUGGUCGGCAGUGGGCUGAUAGGCCGCUCCUGGACCAUGGUGUUCAUCAGUGGAGGCUACAAUGUGAAGAUCUACGACAACCAACCAGGACAGGCUGCCAAGGCUCUCACAGAGAUCAGGAAGCAGCUGGGGGAGCUGGAGGAAGCCCAUAUGCUGAGAGGAGAGCUGAGCGCCACGCAGCAGCUCGCCCUGGUCAGCACGUACGAUGACCUGGCUCAGGCGCUGGAGGGAGCCUUCUUUGUUCAGGAGUGUGUAUUUGAGCAGCUUGAAGUCAAGCAGAACGUCUUCCAAGACAUCGAGCGUCUUGUGGGAAAAGACGUCAUCCUGAGCAGCUCCACUUCCUGUCUGGUGCCAAGCAACGUCUUCUCUAAAGUAGGGAACAGGAGUCGCUGCCUCGUCUCCCAUCCGGUAAACCCACCUUAUUAUGUCAAACUGGUGGAGCUGGUACCUCACCCAGAGACGGCAGCAACCGUUAUGGACGCCACCCACUCCCUAAUGACCAAGGUCGGCCAGGCGCCCAUCUGUCUAAAGAGAGAGGUCGAUGGCUUCGCCCUCAACAGAGUGCAGGCCGCCAUCAUUGCAGAGUCUUGGAGGCUGGUCCAGGAUGGUGUUAUCACUGUCAAGGACAUUGACCUGGUGAUGUCAGAGGGGCUAGGAAUGCGUUAUGCCUUCAUAGGUCCCAUGGAAACAAUGCACCUCAAUGCACCUGCAGGUUUGGAGGACUAUAUGAAACGGUAUGGAGAGGGCAUAACGAGGGUCCUGAACUCUUUCGGGCCUGUACCAAACUUCUCAGCAGCCAGCAGUGAGGCAGCCAAGAGAAUCGUAAAUGAGAUGUGUGAGCUGAUUCCCAGCAACCCGCAGCAUCUGUCUGCCAGGAUGGAGAGGAGGGACCAGCUCCUCAUGGGUCUGGCCAAGCUGAAGAAGGAGCACUAAGAUCAGCAUGCAGGGCCCAAAGUCAAGAAAACGUCUGAUUAUGAUUGAAAAAAUAAUCUAUGAAAUUUGGUAGAUGGAGCAGCUGUAUACAUUGAGAGCAUAUCUAUGAGUCACAGUCCAGGCUGGAGUUGUCUGCACGCGGUUGUCAACAUGGAGGUGGCGAACAGCACUAAUAACUGCAAAAGUGCUGACAGAGCUAAUGGUGUUAACCGGGGGGAACCAGAGGGUGGGCGCUAUGUUUCCGCAACAACAAAGGUCGGCCUCAAUGGAUCAGGAAGGUAUUAUCAACAGUAGAGUGGUGGCGAGUGGUGGUUAGCUAGCCAGAGGGAUUCACACUCAGGGACUCACAUGCCUUAACAUGUAAGUGCCACUGGACCAUCUGCCACAGGGUCGGCAAAACCUUUUUAAUAUGACCACCAAACAUGGUACAUGAUUCACAUCCAUACUCUCAUCAAGUGCGAUGCUAAAGCUGCAAACUUUCCCUGCGUGUGUGUCCCCUCUCAUGAGUUUAUUCUAUUCCUUGCCAGCAGUUUGUAGAGUUUGAGUUAGGGAGUAGAAAAUAGACCCUUUUAGGGCUGAUGUCAUAAUGACAUCAGGAGGGCUGUAGGCUACGUAGGAGUCAUAAAAUGCGGUCUUGUUGUUUUAUUGGGAGCCAGAAUAGAAGGAGUCAUGACUCAAAAUUCAGAUUUUAUCGCAUUCCAGCAGGCACUGCCCAUCAACAAAAACAAAGACAGCUAUAGUUAAAUACAAUGAGACUAAAGGCCCGAACGGUACAUUCCCACACCACUCACAUCAUCUUCCUCCACUGUCUUAAAUAAGCCAAAACAACUCACUAGCUAGCGCUGGCUAAUGUAUGUUGAGAAUUGUUUUGCCUCCAGCUAAGCCCCGCCCACCAAAAAAUGCCAAACUGUUUACUAACAGUAAAAGGGUCUAUAGCUCAGUUGAUCCGAUCUGAUCAGAUUAGAUUAAUGGAUGAGAGGAACGGCUGCUGCGUUGAGUGAAAGGAAACUUUCAGACCCAGCACAAUGAACGGCUAAGUUACACCUUCACUGCCCCCAGCGUUCUGCUGCUCCAUCUGUCCCCAAAGUACAUGUACAAUGAUAACGAAAAAGUAGGCGAUAUAAAUCCCAAUGUGUGGGAAAACCCCAGCUGAACAUUUCAACAAACUCUACUAACUCUACAACAAACUUAUUGCUAGUGUGCUGCUCGUUAAGCCACAGCGUGCCAGCGGUGGCACACGUACCCAAGGUUGCUGACCCCUGUAGAGUCCACCACAACAACAGACAGAGAAGCUCAGAUCACGACACACACAGAAGGAGCGUGACUUCACCAUUUGGUCAGGACGCCAUUACUCCACUAUAUCUUCACAUAACAAACUGUUAUCUACUGCUGUAUUAAUGCUUUGAAUGUCUCCUACAGAACCUUUAAAUAUUAAGAAUGAUUAAACGAAUGAAAAUGAAAAUUUGUGGUCUCAAGGUGCCUCUUUAUGGACAUUAUAUUUUAUCUUUUUGUCUACGACUUGAUCUCAAGAUCAAUAUUUUUGAAAUAAAGGGAUUGGAUUAAAGGAAAUCAUCUCAUCAGGUGUUACACAACACAUACUGGAUUCCUGUGUGAAUUAAUUAAGUGAAAAAAAUGUAUUAUGUUUGAAUAAUAAAACUAUGGAAUCUUA
Messenger RNA from Epinephelus fuscoguttatus (brown-marbled grouper), 2740 nucleotides. It is a transcript of the gene cryl1, whose product is annotated as crystallin, lambda 1. Lineage: Eukaryota; Metazoa; Chordata; Actinopteri; Perciformes; Serranidae. Gene Ontology annotation, molecular function: L-gulonate 3-dehydrogenase activity; NAD+ binding. The coding region runs from base 109 to 1071 and encodes 320 amino acids. Gene Ontology annotation, biological process: fatty acid metabolic process. The transcript has 9 exons. The record is from RefSeq and is a predicted model, not a curated record.